Messenger RNA from Menidia menidia (Atlantic silverside), 4405 nucleotides. The record is from the annotation of a GenBank genome assembly. Lineage: Eukaryota; Metazoa; Chordata; Actinopteri; Atheriniformes; Atherinopsidae.
AUGAGGCUACCUGCAAGCGCAGGGGGCACUGGGAUUGAUAGGGAUGUUUCCAUCAUGGCGGCAUCCAUUUCAGGUUAUACUUUUAGUUCUGUGUGUUAUCACAGCGCCAACAGCAACUCAGAUCAUGAGGGCUUCCUACUAGGAGAUGUAAGGCAAGAAGAAACUGUCAGCAUCAGUGACACACAGAUCAGCAGUGCAGAACUGGUGCAGGUUUUAGAAAUCCAUAACCAUGAUCCUUGUGCACAGUUGUUUAGCUUUUAUGACUACGCUGGCAAGGUCAGCGAAGAAAAUCUCAACAGCAUUCUUAAAGAAAGGCGGAAAAAUGUCAUCGGUUGGUACCGGUUCCGAAGAAACACACAGCAGCAGAUGUCAUUCAGGGAGCAGAUCAUCCACAAACAGCUGACUCAGCUUCUUGGCGUGCCCGACCUCGUCUUCCUUCUCUUCAGCUUCAUCUCUACAGCCAACAGCUCCACACAUGCACUGGAAUAUGUGCUCUUCAGACCAAACCGCAGUAGGUACAACCAGAGGAUCACACUCUCUAUCCCAAACCUCGGCAACACAAGCCAGCAGGAAUACAAAGUCUCCUCAGUACCCAACACCUCACUCAACUACGCCAAGGUCAUCAAAGAGCACGGGACUGAGUUUUUUGACAAAGACGGCGUGAUGAAGGAUAUCCGAACAAUAUACCAAGUUUACAGUGUGCUUCAAGAAAAAGUCCAGGCGGUGUGUGGGGAGGUAGAACAAAGUGAACGCAUUAAAGAAAAGAUUCAAGAGGACGUCAACAAACUCAAACAACAAAUAGCUCUCAGGAAGCACAAAACUGCAGAGGAGGAGAGAAGGCUCCGUGACGCACAAAAUGCCGACCUCCAUUCCACUCCAGAGGAGAACACAGAACCCUCUAAGGCGCCCCGUCUGUCCUGGAUAACGUUUCAGACGCCCUCUGCCCCCGAGCGGCCCAGUACCUCGCCAAACCCACCGUCUUACACUGACCUCUUGUCCCAAGAUGACAAUCUACUCUCCUCCUCCUCCCCACCCACCAAUGCUGCUCUGUUGCCCCGUCCUCAAGCCGUGGGCUCUCCGGGACACCCUACCCCCGCCCCGCUGGGGGCAGGCCUUGGCCUGGGCCUCGGGCUGGGCCUGGGCGCCACCUCAAAUCCCGUUAGCGCUCCCAGCACCCCGUACCUGGGAAACGGUGACGGAUCGAGCUCCGACUCAUUGGACAGACAAGCUGCGGGGCAGGAAGACGACGACGAUGAGGAGGAGGAGGACGAAGAUGACGAGGACAGUAGUGAAUAUGAGAAUUUAGUGAGCGAAGGCGCUCAUCUGCCAUUGGUCUCCGCCGGCGUUUUAGCUCAGGGCAGACCGGCAGCCCUCAGCCCCGAUGGGGACGCCCGCGGCUCACAGACCACAUAGAAACAGACCAGGGGUGCGAGGGACACAAAUAAGUGACACGCCUCGAGGGGUGGGCAUCUUAAGCAAUCAAAGAUAAGCAAAUGUAGACAAAAGAAGUGCCAGUCCUGAAAGUGAAAGGCAUGCGCAAGUGGUGUCCCACUGUGUGUAAAUCUUCUCGUUGUAGUCCGAUCUCCAUUUUAAGGGGAAGCCUUGCUUGGGUUUUCGCAGGUGCAUCUCGGUGUGGGGAAGCGUUGCCCGUCUUCACAGUUUCUUUGGAACGUGAGCGUUCAUGGCGCACAAGUGUGGAUCUGUCAGGUUUCCGCGUCAGAAAUGGAUUUUACAAUGCAAUUUCUUGCCAGCUGGUUGGCAAACUGGCUCCCUGAGACAGGCCCACACUGCGUGUGUUUGAGUUCUGCAUCAUUUUUGUCCUGUGUUUGCAUCACCAACUUUAGGCGCCCCUUCUUGCACUAUGUUAUUUUUCUUGGGUUUUUUUUGUUUUUUUAAACAGUCCCUCCUAGAAAGCAAAGAGAGAAAGCAUUCUGCGGCCUUUUAACAAUUUUAAACAAAAUAGGCAAGCGGUUGUUUAAUUUAAAAUUUUCAUUUGAAGAGGUUUAUAUGCGUGACAUGAUUUCUUUAUCAUGCACAUUUCUCAUUUGAUUCUGGAAUGUGUUCUACACUCUUUAAUUAAUCAUGCAGUUGCCUAUUUAAGUGAUUUCUUGAUUUCAAGCUAAAUUUGCUCUGCCACUUCUUUGAUGGGUGCUUUAUAUAUACACAUAAUAUAUAUAUUUUUUGUCAGAUAGUUCAUUGAGUUUGAUUGACUGUAGUGUCAAUGUCAUGUUUUUUUGGGUAACACUGAAAUUGUAUGCGCUUUGCUGCACUUAACAAAAUUUAGAAUUUUCCUUUAUUAUUGUGCUAUACCAAUGCUGACAUGUUGUGCCACUUGAUUAGCCCUCUUUAGCCACCCUGAGCCAAACUCAGCUCAGUUUUUGUGCGUUGUACAGGGUUCACAGGGCAAGCACAGUGUACUGUAGCUUUACUAACCAGAUGCUUAAAGUUCCCUUCUGCUGCUGCAACACAGAGAGCUACUAUUAAAAAUUGCAUUUGUCUGUUCUUUAUAUGAAAAGUGAGUGGCUGCUACUUCCAUUUUCCCAUGCUGGUUUUUCUCAAUACUACUGACAAUGCUCCUAACCAAUUCAGGCCCACGCUUCUCUGACUUGCUCCAAUUUAAAGUCAUGACAGAGGGCCAAUAACCCUCUGUGGCUUGUGAAUUAUAACCUUGGACACAGGUUAAUUACUCCCCAUCCUGUCUGCAGAGUUCAUCGCAGUACUCGUGUUUUCGUCAGUGUUCUGUGCACUUGUGAUGCAAACAUCAUGACUUAGCUUCAGCGUACAGUGCCUUCCACUCAGGGCAGUUUCUACCUGCACACAACACACAUUCACAGUUACCUGUGAAUGGUUGAAAUUUGAACAGCCUUCUUUUUUUUUAUUGCAAUAAUCGGCUCACAGCUUUUUAUUUUAUUGUUUAUAUUUCAGUUUAUAAGUCCUGCGGUGAUUUGCUUCCUUUCUGAAAAUAUCAUGCUUUUACUACUUGCAACAACUAUUUCUGCUUCCUUAGCUCCUUCCCUUGUCUUUUCCAGUCCUUACUGACUGCUUCUAAGUGGACCUGUAUCUCAUGGUUGCAAAUGUGACUUGGCUUUAAUAUUUGAAAAUGAAACGGCAGUUAGGUCAGGUAAAUAAACAACCUACAAGGUGAAGUUGGUGAUGGGAAUGACUGACAUGCAGACGACUGCUUUAAAACAUCUGGUUUAUUUAAAGUCAACAGAGGAAGAAGGGAUUGAUUGGGGUAGUGUAGAACACCCUCAUUGCAUGAACUGGUCAAUUCUAGACACUAUUAAACUUAGCAUGGAGAAAUGUUUGCACUGCACAAAAUAAUUUGUGGUGGGAGACACUUUGCCUUGUGAAAAAGCUCUGCUUUAUUUCAGCAUCCUGUUUGUCAUGUUUUUGCCUUAGGGUCAUGUCACUUGCCCUCAUGUGUAAUGCCAAUACAUCACUGACCAGGAACUGGCACUCAAAAUGCUUAAUGAUCACUCAGAAUAACACAAUCACACAACGAGAAAAAAAUGAGAAAAUAAUUUUGUUAGGAGUGUGGUUUUCUUCGAGUACUGGAAUAUGAUGUGGAAAUGAAUAAUGAAUGUAUAAUAGACAAUGGGAAUGGGGAUAGCAUUUAAACAGCACUUACAGGACAAGCUUAUCUCAGCUGAGUGCUUUGGUGGCAUAGAGCAGCCGUUCUCAGCGCUAGUCCUCACUCUUUAUUCUGGUCGUCUGCCCCUAAAUAAUGAAGUAUUUCUUUGUGGCCUUCUCUGGUGUAACCUCCACCUCAUGGCCAGGAUGACAGCCAAUAGGCCCUGGUGCAGAAGACCACUGGUAUGAAGCAUGAGAGGAUUAAAAUUGUUAGAAUCCAAUAGCUUUUAAAGUUCCAACGUAACACAAAUAUACACAUAUGUACUCUUGCUGUAUGGGGUGACCCUACACAACCCCAUAGAGUGGGCCAUUGUAACAUUAACAUCUCCUUUAAAGCACACUUUAGAUCUUGGCAUUUAUCUGGAUUCAUGUACGUGUUGAAAGUUGACCAAGGACUUGCUUAAUUAAGCACAGAGGACAAGAUGCCUAAACUGGGGAAUAAUAAAUGAAACACCCAUCUGUGAUAUAUUGUUCCAUUGUUUCCUUAUUAUGGUAAAUGGCGUAGCAAUUUGAAUAUGCAGUUUUUGUUUAUUUUUAAAAUAUAUUUUAUUUUUAUAGAUGUGUUUUUGCACUUCAUUUGAGGUUAAAAAAAAUGUUUAGCUACAAUCAGAAACUUCUGCAACACUACAGCCUAAACAAAUCUGCAUUUUUUUUACAGGUCUGUUAUUUAUGCUUGAUUGCUUGUCCCCGUAUAAAUAUAACUGUACUUAUAAGAGUGAGCUUAAGCCUUUCAUUCUCUGUUUUUAGUUUUUGGAAAAGGGAAAAUUGCCAG